Molecule: messenger RNA, 558 nt
Organism: Puccinia graminis f. sp. tritici CRL 75-36-700-3
Lineage: Eukaryota; Fungi; Basidiomycota; Pucciniomycetes; Pucciniales; Pucciniaceae
Exons: 3
Coding region: 88-558 (156 amino acids)
Biological process (GO): regulation of DNA-templated transcription
Molecular function (GO): zinc ion binding; DNA-binding transcription factor activity, RNA polymerase II-specific
Source: RefSeq, a predicted model, not a curated record
UAAAGCUUGCUGAAUCGGACGGUCAACAGGGAACAGACCAGCCAAGAACCACAACAGUCACCAGCAGAGACUUCAUAGCAAACGACGAUGGCCAACUCACUUCCAACAGCAGAUCGAUAUCAACAGCAACAACAGCAACAGCAACAGCAACAACAGCAACAGCAACAGCAACAACUUGGGACUCAAAAAGAAUCCACCAUUCAAUUCAAACCGCUCGACUCAACCGAGCAACCCAAACGAGUUCGGCAGAGAACUUUAAGAGCAUGCGAUAGUUGUAGGAAGAUGAAAAUCAAAUGUAUGAUGAACUCAGACGAACCUCCUUGUGAAGCAUGCAAACUCACCUCGAGGGACUGCAAAUUCGAACAUGUUGGUGUCAAACGAGAGAAACCUCCUUCUGUUCGGGAAGUUGAGCAGCUAAAACGUAAAAUUGCUCAACUUGAAGCUGUCUUAAUCAGAUUGAGACCUCAGAUCGACCUGAGCUUAUUGCCGAGAACGAACGACCAGGCUAAAACUAUGGGCCAAUGCCCUACAAGAUACCUCGACUACUCAUCAAUCUGA